Molecule: messenger RNA, 1012 nt
Organism: Otolemur garnettii (small-eared galago)
Lineage: Eukaryota; Metazoa; Chordata; Mammalia; Primates; Galagidae
Gene: MRPS30
Product: mitochondrial ribosomal protein S30
Exons: 4
Biological process (GO): translation
Cellular component (GO): mitochondrial large ribosomal subunit; mitochondrion; ribosome
Molecular function (GO): structural constituent of ribosome
Source: RefSeq, a predicted model, not a curated record
AUGGCGACCGCCAGGUGCUCACGACAUGUUCUCCGUUCUCCUGGGCUUUCCUUACACACCGCGGCUGAGGCCGCAGCCACGGUUCCAGAAACGACCGGCCUAGAUGUCGCCGCCACCCCAGUCGCGCAGUACCCUCCUAUUGUGGCCUCCCUGAGAGCCGACAGCAAGGCUGCACGGCUACAGCGGAUACGGCGCUGGCAGGCGGUUGUGCACGCGGCAGAGUCGGCGGACGAGAAGAUGCGAAUCCUCACCAAGAAGCAGUUCAUAAAGUACGUGGUUCACCCGCAGACCUUCUCCCUGAACGCCGACCGCUGGUACCAGGGCUUCACCAAGACCGUGUUCGUGUCGGGUCUGCCGCCGCCGCCCGCGGAGCCCGAGCCGGUGCCGGAGCUGGACCUUCCGGCGCUGCGUGCGGCCGCCUGUGAUUGUCUUCUGCAGGAGCACUUCUAUCUGCGGCGCAAGCAGCGCGUGUUCCGCCACCAGAAGCAUGACACUAUCCUUUCGCCCUUUCUAGACCAGCUGGUGGCAACCCUCCGGGAUUUGCUCAGCCCGCACAAUCCGGCCCUAGCCACCGCCGCCCUUGAUUAUAAACGCCCAGUUAACUUCUACUGGUUGCGUGGUGAAGAAAUUAUUCCUCGUGGUCACAGAAAAGGUCGAGUGGAUGCUUUGCGAUACCAGAUAAAUGAUAAACCACACAACCAGAUUCGCAUAUCCAAGCAACUGCCAGAGUUUGUGCCAUUGGAUUAUUCUAUUCCUAUAGAAAUCCCUGUUAUGAAAUGUAAACCAGACACACUUCCGUUAUUCAGACGGCAAUAUGAAAACAGCAUAUUUAUUGGCUCCAAAACUGCAGAUCCAUGCUGUUAUGGUCACACCCAGUUUCAUCUGUUACCUGACUUUUUAAAAAGGGAAAGGUUUUUGAAAGGAAACCGUGCUGAUCAGGUAGAAGUUGUUUAUAGAGCUAAUGCUAUUGCAAGCCUUUUUGCUUGGACGGGAGCACAGGCUAUGUAUCAAG